GGAUUACUAGAUGUUUUUACACCUGCAGCAUCAAUAGAAAAUUUUAACGAAGUGUAUCUUGUCACCAAUUUAAUGGGUGCUGACUUGAAUAAUAUAGUGAAAUGUCAAAAAUUGACAGAUGACCAUAUACAGUUUCUUAUAUAUCAGUUACUUCGAGGACUAAAGUAUAUUCAUUCUGCUGGAAUCAUUCACCGGGACCUGAAACCCAGUAACUUAGCUGUAAAUGAAGACUGUGAAUUAAGGAUUUUAGACUUUGGCUUAGCCCGGCAAACUGACGAUGAAAUGACAGGCUAUGUAGCAACCCGAUGGUACAGAGCCCCAGAAAUCAUGUUAAACUGGAUGCAUUAUAAUCAGACAGUUGAUAUUUGGUCAGUUGGAUGCAUCAUGGCAGAGCUACUGAAGGGGAAGGCUCUUUUUCCAGGAAAUGACU
This is a messenger RNA of Protobothrops mucrosquamatus (brown spotted pit viper), 430 nucleotides long. Its product is annotated as mitogen-activated protein kinase 11. The record is from RefSeq and is a predicted model, not a curated record. The annotation marks the transcript as partial. Gene Ontology annotation, cellular component: cytoplasm; nucleus. Gene Ontology annotation, molecular function: ATP binding; protein serine/threonine kinase activity. Gene Ontology annotation, biological process: protein phosphorylation; intracellular signal transduction. NCBI's taxonomy places the organism in Eukaryota, Metazoa, Chordata, Lepidosauria, Squamata, Viperidae. The transcript is spliced from 6 exons.